CCAGGCUGCCCAUCAACUCUGCCAAAUGUUGCUUUAAUAGCAUUUUGGGGACGUUUGUUAAGCCUUUAUUGCCCUUCGUUUGUGGAAACUGGAGACAUAAAGCUCAGACUUUGCGGGCCCUCGCGUUAAAAAGCACCGUGUCAACAAGCGGUAUCAGUCCUGUCUGUCUGCUUUUUGAUGCAUUGGACACAGCAUCAAAACUAGCUGGGGGUUAGCAUGCCAAGCGUCAGCUGUCUAGCUACCGUUACUUAGCUAGCCUGCUAGCUUGUUGUAACGAAAAUGAAUUACACGCCAAUCAGAUCGGAGAUAGAGUCAAAGCAGGAAGUCGUCAUCGUGAGCGGAACACUGUUCCCGCGAAGAUUGAGAAGCUCUGCUGUUGUUUCUACAGUCACCUUAUUAUGAGUAAAAGAAAAGGAAAAGACACCCAUCUGCCAAUAGGAGAAUGCAUCACUCAGGCUCAACAGAUUUUGAGGGAGCGGUUUUGCCAGCGGAAGCUUCCUGACAGGCCUGAGGGCGUGGAGGCUCAACACAGACGCCUCCUGGAGCUGCUGAGGCGGACAGCCAUCCACGGGGAGAGUAACUCUGUGCUAAUCGUCGGCCCCAGAGGAGCCGGGAAAACCACGCUGCUCAGGUGUGUGCUGAGGGAGCUGCUGGAGGACAAGGAUGUGCAGAAAAACCUUCUACAGGUUCAUCUCAACGGUCUGCUACAGACCGACGACAGGAUAGCGCUAAAGGAAAUAACGAGGCAGCUCCAGCUGGAAAAUGUCGUCGGUGACAAAGGGAGUUUUGCGGAAAACUUGGCUUUCUUGCUGGAGGCGCUGAAAAAAGGUGACCGCAGCAGCAGCCGGCCGGUGCUGUUCGUCCUGGACGAGUUCGACCUGUUCGCCCACCACAAGAACCAGACGCUGCUCUACAACCUGUUCGACGUCUCCCAGUCGGCCCAGGCGCCCGUCGCAGUGGUCGGCCUCACCUGCCGACUGGACGUUUUGGAGCUGCUGGAGAAGCGGGUGAAGUCGCGGUUUUCCCACCGACAGAUCCACCUGCUGAGCAGCCUGACGUUCCCUCAGUACCUGGAGCGCGUCCGGGCCCAGCUCAGCCUUCCCGACCACUUCCCCGACCCGAAUUUUGCCCAGGAGUGGAACGCCGACGUAAAGACUCUCUGCGAGGACAAAUCAGUUGAGGAAGUUCUGCAAAGACACUUCAACUCCAGCAAAGACUUCCGCUCCUUGCACACGCUGCUGGUAAGGCUAACCGGCAUCUCACCUCUCGUCGCGGUCGGCAGCACCCGGGUAAUCGAACAUCCCGUCUGGAAUAACCCUUUUCAGCUCCCGUGCCUGUGCCGCGUCUCUGUCUCCAAACCCUCCAUCAGACCGGCUGAUUUGCUGGAUGCCAGCCGCCUGUGCCUCGCUGAUGCAAAAGCAAACAUGCUCCAUGGGCUUUCAAUCUUGGAGCUGUGCCUCGUCAUCGCCAUGAAACACCUCCAUGACGUCUACGAGGGGGAGCCCUUCAAUCUCCAGAUGGUUCAUAAUGGUACGCCCACACAUUUAAAAGAAGAGGGGGGAGGGGGGGAGAAAGAAAGGGGAUUUUUCUCAUGUUUUUUCUGCCGCACGCGUCUGCCACGUUUAGAGUUCAAGAAGUUCCUGCAGAGGAAGUCCAACUCCAUGUACAACUUUGAGCAGCCCGUUGUGAUGAAGGCCUUCGAGCACCUCCAGCAGCUGGAGCUGAUCCGGCCCGUGGACGGCUCCUCGGCCAAAACGCAGAGGGAGUACCAGCUGAUGCGCCUCAUGCUGGACCACAGCCAGAUCAUGGAGGCGCUACAGAAGUACCCCCAGUGCCCCACCGACGUCAAACAGUGGGCCAUGUCGGCGUUCGCCUAACGCCAACUGUAAAUGUCUCUGUAAAUGUCUGUAAGGUUUGAUUGUAAAUGCAAAAAUUAUUCAAUAAAAAAAAA
Molecule: messenger RNA, 1951 nt
Organism: Menidia menidia (Atlantic silverside)
Lineage: Eukaryota; Metazoa; Chordata; Actinopteri; Atheriniformes; Atherinopsidae
Source: the annotation of a GenBank genome assembly